This is a messenger RNA of Alosa sapidissima (American shad), 1027 nucleotides long. Its product is annotated as CBL-interacting protein kinase 12. Lineage: Eukaryota; Metazoa; Chordata; Actinopteri; Clupeiformes; Clupeidae. Gene Ontology annotation, cellular component: nucleus. The record is from RefSeq and is a predicted model, not a curated record. Bases 62 to 1027 code for a protein of 321 amino acids. Gene Ontology annotation, biological process: protein phosphorylation; mitotic DNA damage checkpoint signaling. Gene Ontology annotation, molecular function: ATP binding; protein serine/threonine kinase activity. The transcript is spliced from 6 exons.
CCAUGCUGUCGUAAUCAGAAAACAUAUCUGCCAUCUGACAGUGCAGACAGAGAUUUUUCAGAUGGCACAGCAAGACACCAGAACUCUGGCCGGAGGCUGCUUUGGGAAGGUGUACAGGGAGAAGUACAAGGACCAAUGGGCUUGCAUCAAGAGGGUUCCAAUCGGCCUCAUACGCAUGACAGACCUAGAGAGAGAGUGCAAAGUGUAUCGCAAUGCACAGCAUCUCAAUGUGGUGAAGCUAUUGGGAGACCCAUGGUUGAAAGAAUCCAAGUGGAACAUUCCUCUUGAAUUCAUCACAGGCGAAGAACUUGAGACAACAAUCUUCUGUUCUCAGAAAUCUAAAAUAAAGUUGACCUCUACUGUCAGAGCAACCAUUAUCAGUGGCAUGUGUGCAGGGCUGUUUCAUCUUCACAGUAAAGACAUUGUGCACCAGGACAUUAAACCUGACAACAUCAUGGUGGAACAUGAAACUAACCGCCCCGUCAUCAUAGAUCUAGGACUGGCUAAAUUCUUCAAGGAUGGAAAAACGUCGGCCAUAAACGUAGGCAACGAGGCUUACUCCGCUCCUGAAAUCCUGCUGUGGCAGGGUGUGCGGGACAAACGCUCAGACGUCUGGGCGAUGGGCAAGGUCAUCGCUGAGCUGUGUGCCAGGGUCAGACUACCUACGCACGCCGUCACGCCCAGCAAAAUCCAGGAGACCCUAGCUGCCCAUCCUUACAGCGUAGCAGUGUCCAAAAUGGUGGACAGCAAUCCUGAUACCAGAAUCCCCAUGGCUUUAGUGAUGGCUGAUAUCAAGAGAGCAGAGGGAAAGGUGAGAGAGGAGGAGGCUCGGGCAGGGGAGGCAGCAUCAGCUCAUCCUGGUCUUAAGGCUGGCGUAGGUCUUGCUGGUGUCGCUAACGACAAAACAGGGCUGCACCAGAGAGGGGGCUUGAAUGUACCCUCUCCAGCAGAGGCAGAGUCCAACACAGUCACUAUGUUUAUGAUUCUAGGAGUGGUGGUGGGGUCCUUGAAACAAAAGAAGUGGUGA